CCUACACUCAAUAAUAAAUGCACUCCUCGUUUUAUCAUCAUGGCAAUAGAAGAGGAGUCAUCUAUGAAUGAACCCUAACAUAAAACAAUCUGGCCACAUGUCGUUCAACUUUACCCGAUUUCAAAAUUAUCACCUUAAACCAGAAACCCCACAUUGAUUCAACCUUCAUAGAACUAUUUACCAAAGCUCCAUUGAGCCAUCAGCAAAGAUGAAUCGACGGGAUUCUUCAAACCUGCUCGAUCGUCACAACGUCGCGAUCGCCAAGAUCCUGAGUUGUUUUCGAAACAUCGUCACAGCUUCCACCGCGUCCAUUCCCGAAGACGGCAACACCGUCGAGCAUGCUUCAUCCACUAGUUUCACCAUGCAGAUGCAGACAGCUGCUUUAAUCUCAGAGAUCGAAGGCCUACUCGCCAUCAACCGCGAGCUAAAAUCGCUCUGGAUGCGCGGCCCGCUGCGCCAGCCAGGCGAGGACGACGGCCGCGAGGCCGUGAUCGACGCGCAGGCGCGCUCCGUAGCGCAUCUGUACGACCAGGCCCUCGCGAUGCGCGACGCGGCGCUGAACACGACGGUGGUGGACCGGGACGACGCCCGCGCCCGCGCCGACGAAUCCUUGUCCGUGUCCGGCUCCUAAGCGCGCGCGGGGGGUCGCGCGCGACCGGAUUCUACGUCGCGCGGUUUUCUCACCACCACCCCCAAAACGCCGAAGCUUCCGCCGAGCUUGCGCGACUGCGACGACGGCCCGUAUCCUGGCUGAGGUUUACGGAUGGGUUUAUCGAGGAUCGUUGCGUUCGUCAGCGCGAGGUGAGGCGGCAGUUAGUGAUGUUUAAUGCGGUUGCCUACCUGGGUGGUGGUGAUUCUGAUCUUCGACGUGGAGCUGAUGAGGAUGCGGAUGCGGAUGCGGAUGCCGAGGAGGAGCUAAAGGACGAAUUUGCCCGUAGUUAUGCCGACGAGGACUACCACCAAGGUGCGCGAUAGGCUGUCAUGGACGUUGUCAGGAAGUGGAAGCCGAAGUAGACUCCCACCUUGGAAGAAAUCCUGGGCGGCAACCUGACUAAAUCAAGUAUAACGGCUGAUUUCGCAUAUCCCCAUCUUUGAAGCUGCCGGGUUGCCGUGGAUUUGGACAACGUCGCUUACCAUGCUGCGGUCCUUCGGGUCGUGAAGUAGGAUUGGCUGGCGAGGUGCCAUAGGUUCACCGAAUGAGUCUAAUAGCCUCAAGUUCGAUGCGGAUGCCUACUACAUUAGUGGCCGAUGAAUACACUGACUUUGGUAUUAACAUGA
This is a messenger RNA of Annulohypoxylon truncatum, 1278 nucleotides long. RefSeq lists its product as uncharacterized. The record is from RefSeq and is a predicted model, not a curated record. The transcript has 3 exons. The coding region runs from base 209 to 631 and encodes 140 amino acids. Gene Ontology annotation, cellular component: mediator complex. Lineage: Eukaryota; Fungi; Ascomycota; Sordariomycetes; Xylariales; Hypoxylaceae. Gene Ontology annotation, biological process: regulation of transcription by RNA polymerase II. Gene Ontology annotation, molecular function: transcription coregulator activity.